This is a messenger RNA of Staurois parvus, 435 nucleotides long. The record is from the annotation of a GenBank genome assembly. Lineage: Eukaryota; Metazoa; Chordata; Amphibia; Anura; Ranidae.
AUGCAAGAUCUUAAUUUGGCAAUGGACGCCCUAAGAGAAGUCAUCAUGCCAUACUCUGCCACCCAUUGCCAGAGCUCCCCAGGUAGGAAGCUCUCCAAGAUUGCCACCCUCUUGCUGGCCAGGAAUUACAUACUGCUUCUUGGAAGUUCUCUUCAAGAAUUACGUAGAAUCAUCGGGGACAUGAGUGGUCCAGCACCCAGGUUGCUUCUUGCUGGUCUGCCACUCUUUGCAGCUCCAGGGUCGGUUUUCCUGGCACCUGGAAGCAACGGAGAGACUCAAUGCUCAGGCAAGAUGCACUCCUUGUCGGUGGAGGAUCAACCAUGCUCGGCUUUCACCAUCCCAGGAGGGAGCAGUGUUUGUGCCUGUUCGGUCUGCAGGUUCAGUCACUUCGUUCCCACCAGCCUCAACAUGAAAGCUGUACAGCUGCCCAAAUAG